Molecule: messenger RNA, 5071 nt
Organism: Toxotes jaculatrix (banded archerfish)
Lineage: Eukaryota; Metazoa; Chordata; Actinopteri; Toxotidae
Gene: fam91a1
Product: family with sequence similarity 91 member A1
Exons: 24
Coding region: 208-2709 (833 amino acids)
Biological process (GO): intracellular protein transport
Cellular component (GO): cytoplasmic vesicle; trans-Golgi network
Source: RefSeq, a predicted model, not a curated record
GACGAACGACUUGUUCGAAAAUACAACAAGGAAGUGACCGUUUAUUGUGGAGGAAAAUAAUCACCGGAGAAAACAUCUCUUCAAACCGGGGGUCGCUUCGCUCGGUUGUUGGGUGUCGGGGGGGGGUAAAGUCAGCGUGGACUUGCCCGAGAGCCCGUUUGUGAUCGUCUCGAGGGAUUCUGCCUUUAGCCAGCUAGCUAGCUAGCGAUGAACACGGACGUGGAAUUUCACAUCAGGCAGAAUUAUCCGUGGAACAAGCUCCCCGCUAACGUCAAACAGAGUUUGGGGAACUCUCAGCGAGAAUAUGAGAAACAUGUGCUGCUGUACAGCAUCCGUAACCAGCUGCGAUUCCGCAAUAACUUAGUGCGCCACGUGAGGAAGGAUGAGCGCAAGUAUUACGAAGAGCUGCUGAAGUACAGCCGGGACCACCUGAUGCUGUACCCGUACCACCUGUCUGACAUCAUGGUCAAAGGGCUGCGAGUCACUCCGUUCUCAUAUUACAUUGGAAUCAUGGAGGAUAUUAUGAACAGUGAGAAGAGCUAUGACUCCUUGCCCAACUUCACCGCUGCUGACUGUCUGCGGCUGCUUGGCAUCGGGAGAAACCAGUACAUUGAUCUGAUGAACCAGUGCAGGUCCUCCAAAAAAUUCUUCCGCAGGAAAUCGGCACGGGACCUGCUCCCGGCCAAACCAGUAGAGAUCUCAGUGGAGCCAUGGUGGGUUGCACAGACGGGCUACAUCACCGAAGACGAUAUCAGGAUCUGUUCUCCAGCAGAGAAGAAAGCCAUUGAUAAGAUGAUAGAUUCUGGUCCUCAGCUGGCUGGAUCAAUGGAGUACAAUGUCGUCUUAAGCUUGUACAACCGGGGCUUCAUCUACUUGGAUGUUCCCAUCUCUGAUGACAGCUGCAUCUCAGUGCCCCCGCUGGAAGGCUUUGUCAUGAACCGUGUCCAAGGUGAUUACUUUGAAACGCUUCUCUACAAAAUCUUUGUGUCCAUUGAUGAGCAGACAAACGUAGCAGAGCUGGCGAAUGUGUUGGAGAUUGACUUGGACUUAGUGAAGAAUGCAGUCUCCAUGUACUGUCGUCUCGGCUUUGCCGUAAAGAAAGGUCAGGUGUUCAGCUCAGACCAGCUUCAUCCUACCUGGAAGAACGCUCCUUCUGUCAACAGGCUCAAGAGCACCAUGGACCCUCAGAAGAUGCUGCUGUCCUGGGAGCAGGGCAGUCCUGUCAUGGAGGGGGGCUCCUCUGCCACAGACACCGACACCACUAGUCUGGAAGACCAAGCAGACACAGCCAGCGUCAGCAGCCUGAGCAUCCCAGCCGCUCCCACCAAGAGAAUCGCCUUCCUCUUUGACUCCACCCUUACCGCCUUCCUCAUGAUGGGGAACCUGUCUCCGAACUUGAAGAGCCAUGCGGUGACCAUGUUUGAAGUGGGUAAGCUGUCUGAUGAGACUCUGGACAGCUUCCUGGCUGAGCUGGAGAAGGUGGAGAGCACCGCAGAGGGCGAGGCCCAGCGUUACUUUGACCACGCUCUUACACUGAAAAACACCAUCCUCUUCCUGCGCUACAACAAAGAACUCACUCAGGACCAGGGACCUGAUAUCCCAAAUAUAGGUUUCCCCUUGGACAUGUUGCGCUGCGAGAGCCUGCUGGGUCUGGACCAGGCCACCUGCAGCCGCGUCCUCAACAAGAACUACAAGCUGCUGGUGUCAAUGGCGCCGCUCAGCAACGAGAUCAGACCCAUCAGCAGCUGCACGCCUCAGCACAUUGGCCCAGCCAUCCCCGAGGUGAGCUCCAUCUGGUUCAAGCUGUACCUGUACCAUGUGACCGGCCAAGGCCCGCCGUCUCUGCUGCUCUCAAAAGGCUCCAGGCUCCGCAAACUUCCGGACAUAUUCCAGGUCUAUGACAGGUUGUUGAUCACUUCCUGGGGCCAUGACCCUGGAGUCGUCCCCACAUCCAACGUGCUGACGAUGCUCAAUGAUGCCCUCACACACUCUGCUGUUCUUAUCCAGGGUCAUGGUAUGCAUGGCCAUGGUGAAACAGUCCACAUCCCAUUCCCCUUUGACGAGGAGGAUCUGAAGGGAGAGUUCUCCUACUCCAACAUGUGUGUGCACAAAGCGCUGCAGAAGCUGAAGGGACAUGUGGACCUGGAGCACCAGUGCGGCUACAUCACCAUGCUCAACUCCAACAACAGGCACCGACGCAGAACCAGCGACAGUGCUGAGUGCAGAGGAGACACCCAUCUAGGUGGAGGCCUGGACACCAAUGGUAGCACUGAGUCCUUCGAGCUUGUGACAGAAGAGAACAACGGGGAAGGCAAAGGGAAGACAGACACCCUUUCGUCUGAGGAUGAGUGGGUCCCUCUGGAACUGUGCUUCGGCAUGCCUCUCUUCAGCUCCGAGCUCAACCGCAAAGUGUGUCGAAAGAUCGCGUCGCACAAACUCUGCAGCAACGAAAGCCUUCAAGAACUACUUCACUCAAGCCGAAAGCUGUCGCUGAAGGUGUUGAGCUUUGUUCAGUCAUUCCAGGACUGCAGCCAGCCCUCCGACCUGGACAGCGGCGUGUCGAACCCUCUCAGUCAGCCCCCGGCGGAGUCCGGUGUCCCCCUGCCCGCCCUCAACCUCCUCUUCAAGGACGGACAGCUGAGGGAGUGGAGCGGGCGGGCCCCUCCUGCUCUGGACAUCUCGGCCCUGCAGAAGGACCAGCCCACAUAAAUCAGCCCUCACCCCAAAACUUCCAGAUUUGCUCACGAGGAAAAAGCGACAUCUCCUUGAAAAGGACCACCCUCUCUUGCAGCCUGAGGAAAGGCUUAUUCGAGGUUCAGCUGUGCGUUUUCAUAUCCGAUCACAAGGAAACACUCAGUCAUAAACUUUGCCCUAUUGUCCAUCAGUAUCCAGUCAUGGGAAAAUUAGCCCCGCCAGCACUUUGUCAUUUACCUACUGUAUGAGGAAUCAUCCUUGCCAACACUAGUUUGAACCCCGCCCCCCCUCGCUGUUUCCCCUCUGUGAUUCCUCGUAUUCGUAGGCAGUGUUAUCUGUUGGAGUGGUGCUAUUAUCACAGUAUAUAACAGCGAUGCAGGUAAACAGCAUAUAACCUGGAAGACCAUUUAACUGGAAACACAAGCACUGUUCUCCACUGACUACCCCCCCCAACCCUCUCCCCUUUCCCACCCACCCUUUAAUCAAUGGAUGUUUUGUGAUCCUAGAGAGCGGAGUGUAAAGUGCUUAAUAUUGUAUAGAUGUUCUAAAAAUGACCCACAAAAUAAACGUUGAAGUGUUGAACAGACUUCUUCAGGAAUCAUUUGACGAUAUGCAUAUUCCAGGACCAAGUCUUUGGACUUGCCAGACAAAGGAGUGAGUCUAAAUACAGAGUCCUCCGCUGCCUCCCUGUGUUGUCUCAUGUUAAGUGAUGCAUGAUACUGUUGCACAACUUGUACCAUUAAAACAAAAAACAAACAAAAAAAAAAACAAAAACAAAACAAUCCUCUUUACUUGUAAUCAAUAUUGGGCAUUUUUUUUAUUUGCACUGUGCAGGAUUUCCCUAAACCUGUGGAUGAAGUAAUGUCAUAUAAUUUUUUUCUUUCUUUCUUUUUUUUUUUUAUAAUGUUGGAUCCCUUGUAGUGCGCACAUGAUUUUAAAGCUCACGUUUACCAUGAGGAAGUGUUUCCCUUUGGAAACUCAGACAUGUUAAAAACUGACUGGGCAUCAGUGUAAGUGCUGUUUUUUUUUGUAGUCCUUUGUUAUCAUUCUUUCUCAGUGCAAGAGAAAACCAAAGACCAUUUUUUUCCUGUAAAGUUAUUUUAUUUUUUUUAAACUUCUGUUUUACUGUUCUUCCUGUUAUUUUGUUGCCUUAUUACUGUCAGCCAAUCAGAACCAACCAGGUAAUUUGCUUUUGUUUAGUUUUAUGAUUUUUUUUUUUUACAUUUUACAGAUUUUUCAAAUGAUUUAUAUGCAUUUGAGUGUAUAUAACCAAUAAAAUCAGCAACUUUGGGUCACAAACUUUCAACCAUCACCCCUGCUCAAGAAUUCAACAAGAUUAACAAAGUGUACCUAAUUGCAUAGGAUGGGAACAGUCAGGUCUGUGUGUUUGACCCAGGCCUGUUGCCACUGGUGCCUGCCAGUGUCUCUCCCUGGAUGGGCUCCAGUUUGUGUGCAGUGCGGUGCACUCUUGGCCAUCCCACCACACUCUCCAAGGGAUUAUGUUUACACCAUGUUUUGAGAAAUGGGGUUUGUAGUCUAGAGAGAAGAAGGCGACUUCGCUGUGAAAGCUGUCACAGACCCAAGGGAUGGAAAUGCUAAUGCUUUGCCCAGCUUCUCAGAGAUGUGAUGGCCCAAAAAGUGUCUGAAGUCUGUCAUGAAUUUUCAGUGUGGCACCAAGAAUACAGAGUACUUUAUAUUGCAUUUAGAAUGGUAACCCAUUUUUAUUGAGUUGUUUCUUUCUUUUUAUUUCCCAGGCAGGAAUCUGUCUUCUGCAGUUUUUGACCCACUUGUGGUUGUUGUUUCUAAUAAUGUGAUGCUGAAAUAGAAGGAAAAAAAAAGACUUAACAUGAGGUCCUGUUGAAGCAUGACUGUGUAGAAACUGUUGUGUGUAUGUUGUGUAUGCGUGUGUACUGUUCACCUCACUCUUGGUCUUUUGGUGUGUUUUCAUACACACCUACCUUUCACAAUAAGAGUUGCCCCCCCCCCCCCCCCCCCCCCGAUCCUGCUUGUCUGUUAUCCGGUUGCAGUUAUUUGGUCAUCCCAGAUAUAUCCCCCACCCUCUCCCAGGUAUACAUCCACCACAGUGUUUAAAAAAAAAUGCUAGUUUUAUAUGUCAGCCUAUAUUUUAGGAAAUCUUUGUUGUAGCUUGUUUAAUGGGACUGUGAAUAUCAUUGACAGACUUAAUGAUGAUGCUCUUGUAAUUAAAUGGGUUAAAAAAAAUCGUGAGAAAAGAAAGUGACAUUCCGUACACAUUCCCUCCUCUUCCAUUCUUGCUCCCCUCGGCUCCAGAUACAUGUUAUUAUUACAAAUAAAUAUGUAAAAAGUAUAUGAAAAUAUAAAUAAAUAUGUAAUAAGAACAAACUCUUUUUUUCCUCCC